CAUAAAUUGAAGCGCACAACAGCUAAAUUAGGUUAAAAAGCUGCCUUCCUCACAGAGAACCCUUAUCGCGAACCAAAACCCUAACGAUGAUCUACGACGUCAAUUCUCCUCUCUUCCGCUCCUUUCUCAGCCAGAAGGGCGCAUCCUCCGAUAAGCGGAAAAAUGAAGAGCAGAAGCCAAAGGAGCAGAAGCCGAAGGCAAGUGAAAACAAGCCUGUAAUGAAUGAGUGAUCUUGAGAAAAAGGAAUUGUAGCAUUUAUUUCCCUAAAUGUCUGAUGAACUAUUUUGGUUUACCAGAUUUAUGUUCUGGAGCUUUGAUGCUUAAUCCUUAAUAUUGGUCUAUGAUUGUCGUUUUAUUAUCUAUGUUAGCUUAAGAUUACU
Messenger RNA from Phalaenopsis equestris, 380 nucleotides. Its product is annotated as wound-induced basic protein. The transcript is spliced from 2 exons. The record is from RefSeq and is a predicted model, not a curated record. NCBI's taxonomy places the organism in Eukaryota, Viridiplantae, Streptophyta, Magnoliopsida, Asparagales, Orchidaceae. Bases 87 to 230 code for a protein of 47 amino acids.